Messenger RNA from Capsicum annuum, 807 nucleotides. RefSeq lists its product as uncharacterized. The record is from RefSeq and is a predicted model, not a curated record. NCBI's taxonomy places the organism in Eukaryota, Viridiplantae, Streptophyta, Magnoliopsida, Solanales, Solanaceae. The coding region runs from base 1 to 807 and encodes 268 amino acids. The transcript is spliced from 2 exons.
AUGGAAAUGAAGAAGUCGCUCAAGAUGGAGAGGAAGGAGAGGCCAGGAGGCCUACGGAUGAUUAGAAAGAGGAGAUUUGGACUCAAGAAGGUGAACUUGAAUUACCUAAUUAUGUGCGGAAGCUGUGCUAAUGAAGCUAGUGUCUCGAUGGUGAAUCACUUGAAGUUUCCAAGUACUCCACAUAUGAGUCCGUAUAGACUCCAAUGGUUGAAUGAUUGUGGAGAGUUAAAGGUGACUCAUCAAGUGGUGAUUCGAUUCAAGGUUAGAAAUUAUGAGGACGAGGUACUUUGUGACAUCAUUCCUAUGCAUGCUUAUAAUGUUUUGUUGGGUCGGCCAUUGCAAUAUGAUAGGUCGACCAAGCAUGAUGGCCGAACCAGCUAUUAUUCCUUUGAGUUUAAGGGUCAAAAGUACAACCUCCGACCACUAUUACCAUCACAAGUGUGCGAGGCACAUCAACAAAUGAAGAAUUUUCCAAGAAAGGGAAAGAAAAAGAAAGAACCCAUGGGUAAAGAAGAGGAACUCAAAAGUAGGAAGGGUGAGGGUGAAGAGGGAGUUUCGUCAUUAAGGGGUAGGUAUUCUAUGGUUAUGUUGGCUCGUAAGGGUGACCUUUUCAAAGAGUAUGAUGAUACUAAUCCCAUGCUACUUUUGGCAUUUGUUUUGAAUGCUAAACCAUCCAUUUUCCCUAUCUUGUCUUCUAUUUCUAAUGUCUUGAAGGAAUUUGAUGAUGUGUUUGAAAGUGACUUGCCUCAAGGACUUCCACCACUUCGAGGAAUUAAGCACCAAAUCAAAUUUAUUCUAGGGUCAUAA